CUCCCGGAUCGACGAGUGUACGUUCGUGGCUGAUGCUCACACGGUUGAAGUUCUUUUUUUUUUUUCGAGAAAAUUGACACCGACAUUUUUUGCAUUUCAAAGCUGUGUUGAAUUUUUUCAUUCGCAAGUUUGAUCGGUGAUUUUUCAAAAAGUCCCGACAUUUUUAUUCCGAUAGCACGAGUGAUUGAAUUAUCAAGGACUUUGGGCGCCAGAUUUUCCAUUCAAAGGAAGUGCAAAGGUGAAUGGUGAUCAAGAAUAACGAAAUUCAACUGUCACCGGAAAGUACCGGAAUAAAUCAAAAAAAUGAAACUCCCAUCUCUGGUAUUUAUCAUUGGCUGCACGAGCUGGUGCACCGCAUUGCCAUCAACUCAGACAUCAACUCGACUACCAACAAAGACUAAACAAACGACACCACUUAAUGUGAGUACGUCCACUGCAUCAUUGACAAUGACUACUGAGCCAUCGACGAUAGUGGAGAGAUCCAGAACCUCGGAAAUUACAUACAGCACUGGAUUAAGUACUUUGACAACGAAAAAUAGUCAAAGUACGGAAUCAACAUCCCUUCCUCCGGCUAAGGAAACGCGUGAUUCCCCGGGAAAAAUUCGACCUCACAUCAGACUCAAUAUCAACUACACCAGUGCCAGUGAGAGUGGUGUACGAUUCCCAGAGGGUGCAUCGGCGGCACUGGCAAAGCCAACAAAGUACCACUACUAUCCCCACAACCAGCAUAUUUAUUUACUCCCCGAGUGUGCUGUGCAACAGGUCUGUAACGCAGUAUAUGUGAGAUUAAACUUUACCCAGCCACUAUGUGCCUGCCCUGGAAGAUACCGAGAUCCAUGCAGUGCAUCACUGGACAGUGACGACCUCCACACGACCGAGCUAAUCACGGAUCCACGGCCCAAGGCUUUGACACUCGUGAAGACCUGCGAACCCGUUGCUGAUAUGAGAGAAUGCAAAACUCCUAAAGACUGGUCAUUACUCGCUUUGCAAAAUGUCAGAACUGGAAAGUCUCAUUAUCUCGUAAUUUGCAGGUGCCCUGACAACAAUUUUUUAGAGGGACCGAUGAGUCAUGACCAACCGACCUACGCAAGUGUCCCUGGUAUUCGUGUCUAUGGGAUGAUGUGUGUACAAGCUAUCAGGAGAGGACGUCCACUACGGUACGGACGUAAUUUACUCGGUUUUGAACCACAAGAGGAAUCACAGCCGGCAUUUCCAUGGCACAGAGUUCCAGAAUUGUUGAAAACCGCCACCUGGGACUGACGCGCAUGUGAUAUUAUCACUUGAAUGAGUCAAUUAGACCCCUAAAUCCCGUACUAUUUAUUAUGAAAUUCCAUCCGCCUUCACUCACUUAUUCUACUCGAUUUUCCAUUGCGAUAUAGAUAUAUCUAUUUUCAUCAUUUAAUUUAUUACUCCAUUUAUUACAAAACGAGUCGAUUCAACCACUUUUUACGUCUCUAUUCGAAGUAAUGCGGUUGAAAAACUCCUAUUCUUUUCUCAACGAAUGGUUAGUAAAGGAAUUCGAGAGUAAAAUAUCGCGCAGGGACAGCCAAUAAUUUAACCCGCGUAAAAUACGAACGUAUUUGGUAUUUGGAUACCAGUUAAGCCCUUGAUGAAAAUUCUAAACGGUUUAGACGGCGCUCCUAUGAUUUUCCAAUACUAAAUAACUAUUUUCCUCUCUGCAAUAAGAUUGAUUACGAUGUAAGUUAAACGUAGCCGAUUUGAUUCAUCGCGCGAAGAUUGUUGCGAUAUAAAAAUAAUUUUUCGACUAGUGAUCGCAAUCAUUUUUUUCUUGUAAAUAAAACAUUUGAAAACAAAAAAUAUUGGGUAAUUAU
Molecule: messenger RNA, 1832 nt
Organism: Diachasmimorpha longicaudata
Lineage: Eukaryota; Metazoa; Arthropoda; Insecta; Hymenoptera; Braconidae
Gene: dsx-c73A
Product: doublesex cognate 73A
Exons: 6
Coding region: 304-1260 (318 amino acids)
Source: RefSeq, a predicted model, not a curated record